Messenger RNA from Colletotrichum graminicola M1.001, 1134 nucleotides. RefSeq lists its product as uncharacterized. The coding region runs from base 1 to 1134 and encodes 377 amino acids. The transcript is spliced from 3 exons. Lineage: Eukaryota; Fungi; Ascomycota; Sordariomycetes; Glomerellales; Glomerellaceae. The record is from RefSeq and is a predicted model, not a curated record.
AUGGUCCGCGUGUACAGCUAUAUCCUUCGAUGCGACUCUUGUGGCAACUACGGCCCCUUUGGCUGGUUAUAUCGCUGCUCCCAGGAUCAGGAGGAAAUCCUGCGCGAUUCCAUUCUCAGCGGAGACGAGGUGAGGUGGAAACCAUCCAAGGCCAGAGACGACGCUGAUAGGGUUAAGGUCACAUUCGAUGACUUGGGCAGGAAGCUUAUAGCAACUAUACAGCCGAGGAACCGCGGUCCUGAAAAACGGUCUGGAAAUGCCGCCUGCUUCCUUGAGGAGAUGCCUCCGAGGGACAUCACAACCACCUACACCAGUAACCAGCUUCUGACUAUCUUUAACCAACGCAAACAUCUUGGAGACAUUCUCCGUCAAGAGUCGUUCCGAAAGAACCCGACAUCUACGGAAGAGCACGAAGGUGCUCGCCAGUGCAGCACUUACGAUUUAGACGAUAUCCUGGGCCGCAGCGUAUCAACUCCCUGGGUUCCCAACGCCAAAGAUGAGUGCAAAUACAAGAUAUGCCCUUAUUGCCGCCCUGGUGGAGCGGACCGAGCAUAUAUCAGUCUUGACGGUGUCGCAGAGGGCAGCAUUCCUGCUACGGCAGCUACCGGAUAUGGAUUCCAUCUCUUCCGCCAGAGACCCAUCUGCAGCUCCAGUCUAGUCGCCAAUCUAGGUUUACGACCAGCUUCAGCGCCAGCAAGGGCUCCUGGGCCUGCCUUCUCCCGUACAUCGUCGGCUGCGAGUAAUGAUAUUACUAACGACGCACGACUGGCGAGCCAGCUAGCUUCGCAGCUCGAUCCUACGGACAUGGCUAAUGACACGAGGAUCAUGUCAUCUUACCCUCUCCCACACGCCCAAUUGCCCCGGUCGCCAGGCUCCCCAAACCUUGCCGUCCAGGCUACAGGCCGCCAGGAGACUGGUGAGAUAGAUUCGUCCUGGCAGGAUACUACAGCCUCCACUAUAGGCCUGCCGGCUGCCGCGAGUGCCCGGCGGCUUAGUGGGGAUGCCACUGCGAUGGAGGAGCACGAGAAGGAAAAGGGCAAGUUUCUCGCAAAGCCUCUAGAGGUUGCGCAUGGAGUGGCCGUCUCGGAAGAAGGCGUGGAGAGGCAUGCUCCGGAUCUUGUGACUCAGGUCUGA